AUGAGACAGACAGGUGGAAGAUGGUUCCAUCACAACUUAACAGGUUUAGAAGCUGAAAAAUUACUAACUUUAAAAGGUGUUAGUGGCAGUUUUCUUGCUCGUCCUAGUCAUAGUACUCCAGGAAGCUUUACACUUUCUGUUCGUCGAGGUGAUGAAGUAACACAUAUUCGUAUACAAAACACAGAAGAAUUCUUGGAUUUAUAUGGUGGAGAAAAAUUUGCUACACUAUCAGAACUAGUUGCAUACUAUAUGGAAAAUGAAGGUCAACUUAGGGAAAAAAAUGGUGAUCUAAUUGAAUUGAAAUAUCCACUUAUUUCAGAGGAUCCAACAACUGAACGUUGGUUUCAUGGAAAAAUUACAGGAAAAGAAGCUGAAAAAAUGCUUCUUGAACGGGGUAAACCGGAUUGUUUUUUAGUUCGUGAAUCUGUUCACAGACCAGGUUCUUAUGUCCUAUCAGUUUUAACAGGAGAACAGGUGGCACAUAUCAUGAUACAUGGAAAGCCAAACGGAAUGUAUGAUGUUGGUGGAGGGCAUCAAUUUUCAUCUUUAAAAGAAUUAAUCGACUUUUAUACAAAUACACCUAUGGUAGAAAAAAAUGGUGGAUUAGUUUCAUUGAAACAACCUUUUAACGCUACUCGAUUUAAUGUUUCUACUAUCGAUCAACGUAUGCAUCAGUUGGAACAAGAGAAUGGUCAUGGUUCAGGAUUAGCUGGAUUUUUGGAGGAAUUCGAGGAGUUACAUCAAGAGGCUCAUUUGAAAAAUAAUCCACGUGUUGAAGGAUAUCAGUCUUAUAAUCGUGACAAAAAUCGAUACAAACAUAUUCUACCGUUUGAUUGGUCUCAAGUUAAACUCCUUGAUGGGGAUCCGAACGAACCUGGUUCUGACUAUAUAAACGCCAAUUAUAUUUCAUGGCCUAUUCAUCUCACUGAAUCUCUAUCCAAUACAAGUUGCUCUUUUGGUGGUAAUUUGAAUGCAAAAUAUCAAUCGAAUCCUUCAAAUUUUGAUCUAAAUAAUAAACAACAUUCUAUGACUACUGCCAGUGCUUCACCUAUUAUUCCUCCAGCUUCAAAUAAUUCUGCUGCAUUUUUCUUCAAUGGUAAACCACGUUAUAUAGCCACACAAGGAGCUGUUGCUAAUUCACAAGAUGCUUUUUGGCGUAUGAUAUGGCAAGAAAAAAGUUCUGUUAUUGUUAUGAUAACAAAAAUAAUGGAGCGUGGUAGAAAUAAGUGUAUUCGUUAUUGGCCAACCGUGGAGGAAGGUACACGUGAAUUUCCAUGUUAUGGAGGUACUAUCCGUGUGCGUCAUAUAUCAGAAAGGAAUUCUGUCAAUUAUACAUUGAGAGAACUCUUUCUUACAAAAGAUCCUAAUAAACUGUCAGAGAAUAUAUCAACUAAUGCACACACUGAUGUUGUCUGUUCUCCUGUUAAUUCUAAUCAUAUUACUGGUAAUUUUUCAUUGAAUCAAAAUAGUUGCGAAUUAAUUAAUUGUAAAACGAAUGAAAUAAACAACAGCACAACUAUGAGCAGAAUAAAUACUGAAUGUAAUUCUAUUCAAGUGAAUACAGAAGAUGGAUUCACUGUUUAUCAUUAUCAUUUUACUGUUUGGCCUGAUCAUGGAACUCCAAGUGAUCCUUCUUGUGUAUUAGAUUUUAUGCAUGAUAUUUCUGCCCGACAGGGUAGUAUUCCCGGUUCUGGACCUAUUGUUGUGCAUUGCAGUGCUGGUAUUGGACGUACUGGAGCGUUUAUUGUCAUCGAUAUGCUUAUUAAUUAUAUCAAAACAAUGGGAUUGAAUUGUGAUAUAGAUAUAUCUCGAACAAUACAAGCUGUAAGGGAACAACGCUCUGGGAUGGUUCAAACUGAAACACAAUAUAGAUUUAUUUAUAAAGCUGUUCAACAGUACGUGAAUACUAUGUCCAAACGUAUACAAAUGGAAACUGAUCUUCGUCGAACUGGUAGAGAUUAUACAAAUAUCAGUCGUGCUGCAGAUGAUAUUGGCGUAGUUGGAACAGCGACUGUGACUGUUUUUUCAUCAGUAUGUUCUACAUUAGGAAUUUGUUCCACUGAACAACAACCAAUCAUGUCAAAAUUGACUUCUACUACAAAUGUUAAUACAUCACCAGUUUCAGCAUCUUCUGUAUCAACUUCGAAUAGACCAUGCAGUUGUCCGAUUCACUCUUGUUCUCAACGAAAGCAAACAUCAAUACCUGUUAUACCUCAGGCAUCUAUUCAUUCAUCGUGUUGUUCACAACAAACUGUUGUUUCAUGUGCCACAUUAUCAUGCACACCUUCAGUUGUUUCUAUGUCAUCCCGUCCAUUAGAGUCUAUAACUAGCGGUUUCUUUCAUCGACUCACUGGACCUGGUCGUUCACAACGUAUCAUUUUUAUAGAUUACUUGCGUAGAUACUACUAG
Heterobilharzia americana is the source of this 2409-nucleotide messenger RNA. The record is from the annotation of a GenBank genome assembly. NCBI's taxonomy places the organism in Eukaryota, Metazoa, Platyhelminthes, Trematoda, Strigeidida, Schistosomatidae.